CCGCGGGCGGCGAGCGAGCGCCCGCCCGCCCGGGGCCGGGCAUGUGCGGCGGGGCGACGGGCAGGGCGCCCGGGCAAGGGCGUUUGAAGGAAACGUGAGGCGAGGCGGCGGCGGCGGGAUGGAGGCGGCGCCGCGGCGGAGCCCCGAGCCGCGGGAGAAGCCGCCGCUGCUGGACGGGGAGGCGGCGGGGGCGCCCGCGGGGGCGUCGGGCGCGGCCCCGGCCUCGCCGGCGGCGACGGAGCAGAUCGUGGCGGAGGGCGAGGCGGCGGCGGCGGGCACGUUCGUGCAGCGGCAGCUCGGGGCGAUGCUGCAGCCCGCCGUGAACAAGUUCUCGCUGCGCAUGUUCGGCAGCCACCGGGCCGUGGAGAUCGAGCGGCAACGGGUGAAGUCGGCGGGCGCCUGGAUUAUCCAUCCCUACAGCGACUUCAGGUUUUACUGGGACCUCAUCAUGCUGCUCCUGAUGGUGGGGAAUUUGAUCAUCCUGCCCGUGGGCAUCACCUUCUUCAAGGAUGAGAACACCCCUCCCUGGAUCGUUUUCAACGUGCUUUCGGACACUUUCUUCUUGGCUGACCUGGUGCUGAACUUCCGGACAGGCAUCGUGGUGGAGGACAACACGGAGAUCAUCCUUGACCCUCACACCAUCAAAAUGAAGUACUUGAAGAGCUGGUUCCUGGUCGACUUCAUCUCCUCCAUCCCUGUUGACUACAUUUUCCUCAUUGUUGACCUGGAGACCCAGGUGGAUUCUGAUGUCUACAAGACAGCCCGGGCCUUGCGCAUCGUGCGCUUCACCAAGAUCCUCAGCCUGCUGCGCCUGCUGCGCCUCUCGCGCCUCAUCCGCUACAUCCACCAGUGGGAGGAGAUCUUCCACAUGACGUAUGACCUGGCCAGCGCCGUGGUGAGGAUCUUCAACCUCAUCGGGAUGAUGCUGCUGCUGUGCCACUGGGAUGGCUGCCUCCAGUUCCUGGUGCCCAUGCUGCAGGACUUCCCUGAGGACUGCUGGGUCUCCAAGAACCACAUGGUGAACGACUCGUGGGGCAAGCAGUACUCGCACGCCCUGUUCAAGGCCAUGAGCCACAUGCUCUGCAUCGGCUACGGGCAGCAGGCGCCCGAGGGCAUGACCGACGUGUGGCUCACCAUGCUCAGCAUGAUCGUGGGGGCCACCUGCUACGCCAUGUUCAUCGGCCACGCCACCGCCCUCAUCCAGUCGCUGGACUCGUCCCGGCGCCAGUACCAGGAGAAGUACAAGCAAGUGGAGCAGUACAUGUCAUUCCACAAGCUGCCGGGGGACACGCGCCAGCGGAUCCACGAGUACUACGAGCACCGCUACCAGGGCAAGAUGUUUGACGAGGAGAACAUCCUGGGGGAGCUCAGCGAGCCGCUCAAAGAGGAAAUCAUCAACUUCAACUGUCGCAACCUGGUGGCCAACAUGCCCCUGUUCGCCAACGCGGACCCCAACUUUGUGACGGCCAUGCUGACCAAGCUGCGCUUCGAGGUCUUCCAGCCUGGGGACUUCAUCAUCCGUGAGGGCACCGUGGGCAAAAAGAUGUACUUCAUCCAGCACGGCGUGGUCAGCAUCCUCACCAAGGGCAACAAGGAGACAAAGCUGUCUGAUGGCUCCUACUUUGGGGAGAUCUGCCUCCUGACGCGGGGCAGGCGCACGGCCAGCGUGAGAGCCGACACCUACUGCCGCCUCUACUCCCUGUCCGUGGAUAACUUCAACGAGGUGCUGGAGGAGUACCCCAUGAUGCGCAGGGCCUUCGAGACGGUGGCCAUGGACCGGCUGGACCGCAUAGGGAAGAAGAACUCCAUCUUGCUCCGCAAGCGAGCCGAGCACAGCUCGGGGCCCCUGAACAACGAGAUGAUCCAGCAGAUCGUGAAGCACGACCAGGACAUGGCCCACAACAUCCAGGACCUGCAGCAGAUGGCGAUGGGCCGGGAGCUGAGCGGCAAGCCGGUGAUCUGGGAGCCGCUGGUGCACGCCCCGCUGCAGACGGCCGCCGCCACCACCAACGUGGCCAUCGCGCUGACCCACCAGCACAGCCUGCAGGCUCACAUCUUCCUGCCGCCCUCCUCCAUCUCCAGCCCGCUCUCUCCCGAAGCCACGCUGCUCACCAAGCCGGUGCGCCGCUCCCAGCCCAGCCUGGGGGGCUCCCGGCCCUCCUCCGUGAGCUCCCCGUCCGGGGCGCAGUCCCACCUGCAGACGCCGGCCGCCGGUUCGCCUUCCUCGCCCAUGGUCCAGCCCCAGGCGCCGCUGGAGGGCGGGGGGCAGAGAGCCGGCCCCGGGGCGCAGCCCCUGCCCCGCACGGCGCAGAGGGGGGAGAUGCCGGCGGGGGCCAAGCAGCCCCCGGCCGGCCCCCAGCCCCAGCUCUCCCGGUCCCGCGGCGCCUCGGUCUCCACCUCGCUGCUGCAGCAAGCGGCGGGCGCCGCGUCCCCCAGCUCCGAGCAGGCGCUGCCGCCGGGGAGAACGCUCCACUACAGCCUGUCCCGAGCCACCGGCUCCCACAUCUCCCUCCUGAUGCAGCCCCAGCAGCUGGUGAAGCACAGGAGCAUCCAGGGCCUGCCGGUGGGGCGGCUCACCCAGGAUGUCCGGCUCCUCUCUGCCUCCCAGCCCUCCCUUCCCAAUAAAGUGGCCCAGCAAGCCGACGGGAGCUCCUUGAAGAAGGGCAGGAAAUCUGCAGGGAACCUGGCCCGCAGGUCCUCGCCCUCGGUAGCCGGACUCCUGGCCAAGCCGUGUGCGGGGAUGCCAGGCCAGCCCGCGCACUCGCAGCAGAUGCCUUCAGGAUCGCUGGCUCAGCCCGGCCGCUCCGCCGCGGGAGCGUCCACUCCCCAGUCCCCGGGCUCCGCGUCCAGGCAGGCAGCAGGUCCCUCCCGCAAGGGCUCCGUGGCCUUCAGCCCCGAGGUGGAAACGGCGAAGCCCAAACUCCCAUCCAACAUGUGAGUCCUGGCGGCGCCCACACAGGCAGGAGGGAGCCGGGCAUCCCGGCGGCAGAGGAGGCAGGAGAAGCAGAGCGCCAGCCCCGCCGUGUCGGAGGGAAAAUGAGGUGAGAGGCACCGGGCGGGGCCAUGGAGGGGCUGUUUCAGGCACGGGGACACGGCAGGGAUGAGCACGGGGCCAGCCCCAGAGCUGGCCCAGCUGGGUGAGGAGGGGGCUCUGCUGACUGCCCCAAGGGCAGGGGGUCACCCUGCCCUUGCUCAUCACCAUCUGUGAGUUCUGCCCUCCUGCCGGAGGCAUAGGACAGGUCAGAGCCCUUGCCCAAGCUCUGGCCUCUCUGGGGAGCUCAGCUCCCCAUAACUGUCCCUUGGGGGCUGGGCCCCCCACGCUCUGUGCCGCGUGUCCCACAGCCUGUCCUCGGGGCAGGCUGACGCUGGCAGCUCCUCCAGCUUGUCCUCUGUCACAGCAGGGGCUGCCCGAUGCCCACCUCGAUCCCCAGAUUGCUCUGCCCAGCCCCUUUGCCUUUAGGGUGAGCAGGCAGAGGGCACCCCCUGGGCCCUCUGCCCGGGUGGAGGGAGAAGGCUGGAGCCCAUGGCAGGGGCCCCCCGGGCAGGCAGAGCAUGAGGGUCCAGGGUCAGCACUCCCCCUUCCCAGAGUGCCAGGACCACCUGGGGGUCCUGGGCAGGGCUCCCCUGGUGUGACGAGUGCCAAGGGGCAACGCUGGGGGCAGAGGAGCAGCCCCCCAGUCCCUCUCCCCAGCUUGUGGGACCGUUUUGCCUCAGAGGUGCUGAGUGCCAGAGGUUGGGAUGUGCUGCUGGGCAGGGCUCUGCCCCACACCCGGGCACUGUGGCUGCCCCUCCACAGGGGCAGCCUGGGGGGAUUCUGCAGCUCCAGGAGGAUGCUCAGAAGGUCACCUGCAGGGACCCCACUGCCUGUGGCUCCAGGAGGAUGCUCAGCCCGGGCUCUGCUCCCCUGCCCUGUGCUGCAGUCCCAUUUCCAGGUCGCCUGGAGACGCCAGUCACCGGUGCCACGGGAGCAAAAGGCUGUCACAAAGAGAUGCCAAUCCCGGGCAGCGCCUGGGUGACGUGUGGGGCUGUGGUGUCACCCCCCGUCCAACAGGAGCCCGGGGUCCCCACAGAUGCCCCACCCUCCCCCUCUAGAGACAGUAGUGUGCAAUGUGUGUGCGAGUCGUGGCUCUGCCAAGCAGCCGAGCUCUGCUUCCAGUGUCGCUUUGGGCCAACCCUGUUCAGUCCUGGUUAGAGUAGUGUCCCCUCCGUCCCCACCGCGCUGUGCCAGCUGCUUCCCACUCCCGGAGUCAGGAACCAUGGCUUGUCUUCGUGCUCUGGGGCCGAGCGGGGCCCGCCGGACCCCCAGCGCAGCGGGCGCGGUCUCGUUCCCCGCGGUACUUACCGAAGUGAGGCGUUCCGUCCUCCACCCUCGUGUUUUGGGGCGUCGGGAGCAGCGCGGAGCGCAGGGCUGCUCUGGGAGCACCAGCCCACCAGGAAUCCCGGCAGUGCCUGCCACAGGGCAUGCCCUGCACUGCCUUUUUUCCAUGCAUUUCGACCGCCCUCCCCUGCUCACCCCCACGUCCCGCUCCAUCCCCAGCAGCCCGUCGGGCGGGGACCUGCAGCGGAGCCGCCUUGUCCCAGGUCCCCGGGCUGCGCUCACACUGCGUGAUGUAGAUGUCUUAGCGGUCAUCCCAGCGCCCCGCAGAGCGUGCGGGCCGGCUCGGACAGCACCGAGCUCCCUCUGCUGCGCCCUCGCCACUGCACAGCCCCGUGUCGGGAGCCAGAGCCACCCGGUGCUCCUGUCGCCGCCGCCGUGGCACCUCGUGGCCCGGUGCUCACCCCGGUGGAGGCUGGAGGGGCUGGGGGAGCAAGUUUAGUCACCAAAGACCAUGACCCUCCACUCUUGCACUCAUGCAGUCGAUGUACAGAGCUUGUAGUUUUCAUAUCGCAGAGAAUUUAAGAGCGUUUUUUUAUUUUUGGUCGUUGUACAUAAUGGAUUUAAAUAAUAAAGAGAGAUUCUGAGCUGGUCUGGGGGAAACUCCUUCUGC
Vidua macroura (Pin-tailed whydah) is the source of this 4988-nucleotide messenger RNA. RefSeq names its product hyperpolarization activated cyclic nucleotide gated potassium channel 3 (gene HCN3). NCBI's taxonomy places the organism in Eukaryota, Metazoa, Chordata, Aves, Passeriformes, Viduidae. Gene Ontology annotation, biological process: potassium ion transport; transmembrane transport. The transcript has 8 exons. Bases 119 to 2938 code for a protein of 939 amino acids. Gene Ontology annotation, cellular component: membrane. The record is from RefSeq and is a predicted model, not a curated record. Gene Ontology annotation, molecular function: voltage-gated potassium channel activity.